AUGGAGCGAGUGCACAGGUACGUGCCACCGAUCGCUGACGGCGAGCUACCCGACUCCGCCGACGCCAUCCGAGAGGAGAUCGAGAAGCAGGAGUCGCUGCUGGCCCAGCUGCACCGCGAACUCAAGGCCGGCAGCAUCAGCCAGCGCCGCGAGGAGCAGCUCUGGGAGGCGCAGCGUAUACUGACGCAGCUCAAGAGGCGGCAGCGGUUCGUGGCCAAGCGACACGAGUCGGAGGCGUCCGGCCGGCGCGGCGACGACGAGCCGCCGCCGGCGCCGCCGCUGGAGCCGACGGCGGCCGACGGCGCCGCCGCGCACCGGCUGCAGCGCACCGUGCACAUCAUCAACGAGGAUAACGUCACCGUCAUCCAGAUCGGCGAGAAGGCGGCGCCCGAGCGGGGCACGGGGGCGGCGGCCGAGCCGAGAACGGAGCUGGCGACGGAGCCGGAGCCGGAGGCGGUGACCAAGCCGAGGUCCGAGUCGGAGUCGGAGCUGGAGCCGGAGCCGGAGCCGGAGCCGCGGCCGGCGUCGCUCGCUGAGGAGCAGGCGCCGCGCUCGUCGCUGCCGCCGCCCGGUGACGAAGGCCAGGCAAGCUUCAGUGACCUGCACCGGCGGGUGGCGGCCGACCUGGCGCAGCCGGUCGAGACGCCGGCGGCCGCGGAGAAGAAGAGGGCUGACGAGUGGCCCACGCCCGACGUCUUCGCGGCGGCGCCGGCCGGCGCGGAGCCGGACGCCACGCGGGCCGAGACGGCCGCGCUGCUGCGCGAGGCGAUCCUGCUGAAGCUGGAGGAGGACGAGCUGCAGUCGACGAGCCGGGAGCUGCGCAGCCGGCUGGCGGCAGAGCGCGGCGAGAUCGGGCGGCUGCGCGACACCAUCCAGGAGAUGGAGACCCUCUACAAGUACAGAACGUACUCUGUGGACAGCAGCGACGACCCAUCUGGCGAGGACAGCGACGACAGCGACACAGAGGAGGACCUGGUGAAGCAGCUGCUGGAGAUCGCCCGGCACAACCAGCAGUUGGAGGCUAAGAACGCCCAGCUGGUGCGCGCCAUCCACGAGGAACGGCGCUGUUGCCAGAAGCGGCGCGCCCAGAUCAGGUACCUGGAGCUGCAGGCUACCGUCGGCGGCCGCGGCCCGGACUGACCCCAGGUUACGGCUGGGGUCGGCCCGGACUGACCCCAGCUCACGGCUGGGGUCGGCCCGGCCUGAUCCCAGGUCACGGCUGGAGUCGGCCCAGACGGACCCCUGAUCACGGCUGGAGUCGCCCCGGCCUGACCCGGCAGCGGGUCAGGUGUCCUCGACCGGGGCAGACCGGCCCGCCGGGGCAGAGUGCCGCGAGCGCAUGGGCAGAGUGCCGCGAGCGUCUGGGUAAAGUGCCGCGAGUGCCGGGGCGGAGUGCCGCGUCUCGGCUGCCGCCGCCAGUCCGG
Molecule: messenger RNA, 1424 nt
Organism: Pollicipes pollicipes
Lineage: Eukaryota; Metazoa; Arthropoda; Thecostraca; Pollicipedomorpha; Pollicipedidae
Product: ralA-binding protein 1
Exons: 6
Coding region: 1-1140 (379 amino acids)
Biological process (GO): small GTPase-mediated signal transduction
Molecular function (GO): GTPase activator activity; small GTPase binding
Source: RefSeq, a predicted model, not a curated record